This is a messenger RNA of Siniperca chuatsi (mandarin fish), 1201 nucleotides long. RefSeq names its product osteoglycin, paralog a (gene ogna). Gene Ontology annotation, molecular function: protein binding. NCBI's taxonomy places the organism in Eukaryota, Metazoa, Chordata, Actinopteri, Centrarchiformes, Sinipercidae. The record is from RefSeq and is a predicted model, not a curated record.
CUCAGUGGUGGGUGGUCAGGGAAGGGUUAAGUGCUCUGCUCUAUAAACUCUGCUUUAAGAGUCUGCUGGAAGCUACUGGUUCAGCCUUUAAAUACAGUCAUUUGACACAUCCCAACAGGGGCUCGUAGCAGAGAGCAGCUGCUGACCCAAACUCAGGCUUUAAGGCAAGCUGGUGUGUCGGCGUCACACUGCUUUGGACAGCAUGAAGGCUCUUUUAUUCACCUGUAUGCUGGUGCCGUGGCUGGUAGCAGCCUCGGCCAGGAGGUUUGACCAGGACUCACAGCUGAUACCGGGAUCUCUACCUGGCAGGGAGCUGAACGGAUACUUCAGUGACCAUUUGAAAUCAAGGAGGGCAAAGAGGGCGCUGCCUCUUGCUGAUGAACCUGAUGACAGCCCAAUCACAGAGGAAGGAGACAUCUCUGACCUGCCCACCUGCCUACUGUGUGUGUGCCUGACUGGUUCAGUGUACUGUGAGGAGGUCAGUCCAGACAUGACCAGUAUUCCCACCCUGCCUCAAGAGACGGCCUACCUUUAUGCCCGCUUCAACAAGAUCAAAAAGAUCAGCAUCAAAGACUUUGUUGGCAUUGCGACUCUGAAGAGGAUUGACCUGACCGGGAACCUGAUCUCAGAGAUUGAAGACGGGGCAUUCGCUAAGCUAAAUCUGCUGGAGGAAUUGUCUCUGGCUGAGAACAGACUGGUCAAACUUCCUAUGCUCCCUGCCAAACUCACAUCCUUCAACGCCAACCACAACCUCCUCAAAACCAGGGGUGUCAAAGCUAACGCUUUCAAGAAAAUGACCAAGCUGGUCAACCUCUUCCUGGCCGACAACCAGCUGGAAGCUGUUCCAUACAUCCCAGACAGUGUUAAGAUCCUACAUCUACAGAACAACAACAUCACUGAGGUCAACGUCGACACCUUCUGCAGGUCCAAUGACACCUACUACCUACGGCCGAGCCUCAGUGAGGUCCGUAUGGACGGCAACCCCGUGGUGCUGUCUAAGUAUCCCGACAGCUUCACCUGUAUGAAGGUACUGCCUGUCGGACAGUACCGCUGAGGAGGCAGAAACUUUACUGUAGCCCCUUUGUUGCUGAUGGAGCAGUUCUCCCACAACAGAGUGCUGGGGGGAUACCGUGACGUUCUAGAUUUUGGGGUGCUGGUCCCAUGGUGGAGAUAAAGGUGUUAGUGUUUUUACUUCAGCAAA